Messenger RNA from Hevea brasiliensis (rubber tree), 2951 nucleotides. Its product is annotated as aminopeptidase M1. Gene Ontology annotation, molecular function: metalloaminopeptidase activity; peptide binding; zinc ion binding. The transcript is spliced from 19 exons. The record is from RefSeq and is a predicted model, not a curated record. Gene Ontology annotation, biological process: peptide catabolic process; proteolysis. Gene Ontology annotation, cellular component: cytoplasm. Lineage: Eukaryota; Viridiplantae; Streptophyta; Magnoliopsida; Malpighiales; Euphorbiaceae. The coding region runs from base 105 to 2711 and encodes 868 amino acids.
GAUUCACUAACCGUGCACAGCCCUGCCCAAUACAUUUCUAUAAAUUUCCAGUCAUCUUUACUCUCAGGCUCAUCUGAUUCAUUUUCUCAAACUCUCGAAUAGAAAUGGAUCAAUUCAAAGGCCAGCCUCACCUCCCGAAAUUUGCCGUGCCUAAACGCUACGACAUCCGCCUGAAACCCGACCUUUCCGCCUGCACAUUCGCCGGUUCUGUCUCUAUCGACCUCGACAUCGUUACCGAUACCAAAUUUAUUGUCCUAAACGCCGCCGACCUCUCCGUCAACUCCGGCUCCGUUUUCUUCACCUCCUCUAAGGUGUUUGAGCCUGUGAAAGUUGAUUUAGUGGAAGCAGAUGAGAUUCUGGUGCUGGAGUUUGCUGAGACACUUCCAAUUGGGGUGGGAGUUCUCACUAUUCAGUUCGACGGAGUUUUGAACGACAAAAUGAAGGGAUUUUACAAAAGUACUUAUGAGCAUCAAGGUGAGAAGAAGAAUAUGGCAGUUACUCAGUUUGAGCCAGCCGAUGCUAGGAGAUGUUUUCCAUGUUGGGACGAGCCCGCUUGCAAGGCUAAAUUCAAGAUAACUUUGGAUGUGCCAUCUGAAUUGGUGUCACUUUCAAAUAUGCCAAUUGUAGAGGAGAAGGUGGAUGGACCUCUGAAGACUGUUUCGUAUCAGGAAACACCUAUCAUGUCUACUUAUUUGGUAGCUGUGGUCGUUGGUUUGUUUGAUUAUGUUGAAGAUCACACAUCUGACGGGAUCAAAGUUCGAGUGUAUUGUCAAGUUGGAAAGGCAAAUCAAGGGAAUUUUGCAUUGCAUGUGGCUGUGAAGACACUUGAAUUAUAUAAAGAAUAUUUUUCUGUUCAAUAUCCUCUUCCCAAGUUGGAUAUGAUUGCAAUCCCUGACUUUGCUGCUGGGGCAAUGGAGAAUUAUGGCUUAGUUACAUAUCGUGAGACAGCUCUGCUCUUUGACGAUAAGCAUUCUGCUGCAGCUAACAAGCAGAGAGUUGCUACUGUUGUUGCACAUGAGCUGGCACAUCAGUGGUUCGGCAAUCUUGUAACGAUGGAAUGGUGGACGCAUUUAUGGCUUAAUGAGGGUUUUGCAACAUGGGUGAGCUAUCUGGCAGCUGAUAGCUUGUUUCCAGAAUGGAAGAUAUGGACUCAAUUUCUUGAUGAAACUACUGAAGGUCUUAGGCUUGAUGGCCUUGAAGAAUCCCAUCCGAUUGAGGUUGAGAUAAAUCAUGCUUCUGAGAUUGAUGAAAUAUUUGAUGCUAUAAGCUAUAGAAAAGGUGCCUCUGUUAUCCGAAUGCUGCAAAGCUAUCUUGGUGCUGAAUGCUUUCAGAGGUCUCUUGCUGCAUACAUCAAAAAAUAUGCUUACUCAAACGCAAAGACAGAACACUUGUGGGCUGCCCUUGAGGAAGGAUCUGGUGAGCCUGUGAACAAGCUAAUGAAUUCAUGGACGAGGCAAAAGGGAUACCCUGUUGUAUCUGUCAAACUUAAAGAUCAGAAAUUGGAAUUUGAACAGUCACAAUUCUUGUCAAGUGGUUCCCAUGGAGAUGGACAGUGGAUUGUCCCAAUAACUUUAUGCUGUGGCUCAUAUGAUGUGAAGAAGAAUUUCUUAUUGCAAACAAAAUCUGAAACUCUUGAUGCUAAGGAAGCCAGUCUUGCAGACAUCAGAAGUGCUUGGGUAAAACUUAAUGUACAUCAAACCGGUUUCUAUAGGGUGAAAUAUGACGAGGAUCUUGCAGCUAGACUUAGAUAUGCCAUAGAGAAGAAAUAUUUGACUGAAACAGACAGAUUUGGCAUUUUGGAUGAUUCAUUUGCCCUUUGCAUGGCUCGUCACCAGUCUUUGGUCUUGUUGCUUACUCUGAUGGGUGCUUACAGGGAGGAACUUGAGUAUACUGUGCUCUCUAACUUGAUUACGAUAAGUUACAAAGUUACAAGGAUUGCAGCAGAUGCAGCCCCUGAAUUAUUGGAUUACAUUAACCAAUUUUUUAUUAAUCUUUUCCAAUAUUCUGCAGAGAAGCUUGGUUGGGACCCUAAACAAGGUGAAAGCCAUCUUGAUUCAAUGUUGAGAGGAGAAAUUUUGACUGCCCUUGCUGUGUUUGGACAUGAUCUGACAUUAAAUGAAGCAAGUAGGAGAUUUCAUGCAUUUGUAGAUGACAGAAAUACACCACUCCUUCCACCUGAUAUAAGAAAGGCAGCAUAUGUGGCAGUAAUGCAGAGAGUUAGCACUUCAAAUAGAUCGGGUUAUGAAUCUCUCCUGAGAGUCUAUAGGGAGACUGAUCUAAGCCAGGAGAAGACUCGCAUUCUGAGUUCAUUGGCAUCUUGUCCAGACCCCAAUAUAGUUCUUGAAGUUCUUAACUUUGUGUUGUCUUCUGAGGUUCGGAGUCAAGAUGCUGUUUUUGGACUUGCUGUUUCUAAGGAAGGACGGGAAACAGCUUGGACAUGGCUGAAGGAUAAGUGGGAUCACAUUUCAAAAACUUGGGGUUCUGGAUUUUUAAUAACUCGCUUCAUCAGUGCAGUUGUCUCACCGUUUGCUUCAUUUGAGAAGGCCAAGGAAGUAGAGGAUUUCUUUGCAAGCCGCACCAAGCCUUCAAUUGUUAGAACCUUGAAGCAGAGCAUUGAGCGUGUCAACAUUAAUGCAAAGUGGGUUCAGAGCAUUCAGAAUGAGAAGCAACUGGCCGAGGCAGUGAAAGAAUUAGCAGAGAGGAAAUACUAAGGAUGCAGUUUCUUUCCAGGAAGUUUUCGGUUUCUUUAAAACAAGCUGCCAAAAUAAAAAUUGUAUGUGAUUGUGGAUAUGCACGCAUUAGCAAUCCUUCAUCACAACAAAUAUAUCAUGGAUCUUGAGCCUGUGCUCUUUAAUCUGUAUGGUUCAAUGUUUAAUCUUUCUCCUGCAUUAUUGUCUAACCUUUGAGUUUGCAUGUGUUUUCAGUAAAUGACAAUCAGGUCUGUUUCUCAA